GUCCCAAAGCUUUAAACCGGAAGAGUGAAUCUAAACAAACUACUUGAAACAGUUUCCUCGCUACGGUAUCAUUUAGUUAUUUGCAAAAUUUCUUUUUUUAAAUCCACGCAUCUGAUUUGGUCGAGUUAAAAAACACAGCCUUCAUCAAUUCGAUAAGGUUCUUGCGUCGACGACAGCGAAUAUUUAGCUAGCUGCUAGCGGGUGUUAGCUACAGAGCUAAACUGUCUGCGCCAACGACUUCUUGAUAAACAGCACCAAUGCCUCAGGAGGGAGAGCAGACUCUCCCCUUAGUUCGCUCUCUGAACAGUCAGAUACGCGUUGAUGCAGUGUUUUGUAACCGCAGCCCGUAUCUCGUCCGGCCGUUAUGGAUAGACUACCGAGGGGAGCCACAGGCGUAUGAUGAUAUACGGCCUGGAACGGGUCGUAAGAUGACCACCUACGUCGGUCACCCAUGGAUGUUCAGAGAUGCAGAGACUGAUGAGCCUUUGAGAGGGAACUGCAAAGAGCUGCUUGUUCCUAAGCCAGAAGAGGCUGAAAAUGCUCUGUUUGUUAGUAUCACUUUACCAGUCUACACUCUUAAGGAUCGUGCUCUUCAGGUUAUUCGGCGUCUCGUGCGACCAGAAGACUACAGGAGGUUGGAAAUAGCACGCUGUCUCCACGAGGAGCUUGAAGAUAAACCCAGCGUGUUGAAAGAUCUCCGCCGCAUAAACCAUCGAGUAGAAAUGCAUCUGCUGGAGAGGAUACAAGACCAGGAGGAAUGAUGGAUAUUUAUUGCAUAACGACAGCAGUACUGCACUGUACAGUUGUAGAAAGUAAAGAGUUGAGAGCUUGUGAAAUUAGAAUAAAUGCUGAUGUCACUUCUUGGAGGAGUCGCAGCUCCUGUAAAGUCUUACAUUUGCUGCAAAGGACAGACAUUGUCACUCAGCGUCCUCAGGAACUGCCUUCGUCAGCAGAAAAAAAGGGUUGCUUUGACCUUUCAGUAAGAGUUUUUAUUCAGUUAUUCUUAAUGGGACUGCUUAAAGAUGAUCAUACCUAGUUCGGCUAAGUAGACAGCUCUCCUCCAAAACAUCUUUGAUAUCUUAGCUGCUAAGUUCAGCAGAGGGAUGUACUAUGAAACAAGUUUAACAUAACCAGUCUUUGUAUUAACUAGCUGCACAAAACUGAAAACCUCAACUGUUAAAAUUGUCAGUCAACUCUGGCUGUUAUCAGCUUGCUUUAUUAACCCCGACUGUAACUUAAAGGGGGCGUUUAAUGCCGCUAUUUUCUACCACAGUGGCUACACAUUAGAGCUGUUAAAUGUCAAACUUGACAGAUACAUGAUAUUUAAGAAGUGCAUUUUUUCCUGACACUAUCCCGUCAUGGAUGUGUCACAAUCACUUUCGUUUUUGGCCAAAUGAAAGUGAAAUGGAUUUUGCUGAUGGAAUGUUGUCUGUGGUAAAUACCAAUAAACUUUCCACUUUUCUAAUUUGCCUUAUAUUCGCUGCAGUGUAAAACUUACCUGGCACCAAUUCAGGACCAAGUAUAAAAACAUGUUUGUGUUCUCUGCUUCACCAAAUGAAUGCAUGUAGGUCCCUGUUGCUAUGCAGUGCAUACAGUUUGCUCUGCUGUCACUGCACGGCUUCAUUCAACACAGCUAACAGGUUUGCAGAUAUUCCCUAAACUGAGAGUCUUUGGGAAUAUCUUAGGAAACAAUUUGCUUAAAGGGAGACAUUUCUUACAACCAAUUUAAAUCCCAAACUCUGAAUAUAACCUCCUCCGAAGCAGGUUAAGUGUCCAGCAUCAGUUGCCAUGGUGAUGUAGGUGGUUAAAAAACAGCCAUCUUCAUUACACUGAAAACUCUGACUUUGGGUUUAAUGUGUAUCACUAAACCACUAAUCUGGCUUCAUAGUACAGCCCUCAAGGAUGUUUUUGGAAACAAUCAGCGAGGUUUAGCUUUGGCACUUUAAAUCAGGGGAAUGAUUGAGUGAUGGGAGCAGACUUCUGGUGAGACUGUUGUAAAUGUCAUAAAUGUGCCUGCUGAUUAUAUUUCAACACUUUUGUUGACUGGACAGAAUCUUCUAAAGUCUUGCAGCUAUUUUCCAGCAGAAAACCUACUUUGUUAUUCUUCUCUUCUUUUGUUCUUCUGCCCCUCUGCUUUUCAUUCAUCGAGGGCUGCUGUUUCUGAACUACUUCCAUUGUUUACAGUCUUGGGGUAAUGCAGUUAAUGAAUUACUUAUUUACUCCCUGUAGACAGUAAUUUAUUUCAGGACUAUUGGCAUUACUUUUGCCUUACUACGCAACAUUGCCUGCGAUGCAUUGUGAACUAGCUGCCAGUUAGCAAUACAACAGUAAGCCUUUCAUUUGCCCACAUAUCUGUGCAAAUUCUUAUUUUAUUAGGAGAAACAUGCAAAAGAUCUUUCCUUUCUCUUUUAUAAAGUAUUACCUCAAAUCUGUCUGUAAAGUUGGUGAAAGCCAGCCUAAAGAGCAUUUUGCAGAAAAAUGUGACAACUGUCAGUAGGUUAUACUGCUUCAAACUAUUAGGAGUAACUGCAAUGUGAUUACUGAUUUUUGGAACAAUAUUGCAUUACAUUACUGCAUUACAGACGGAUUGUUGGAGAUUCCAGUAACGUGUCACCCCUAAGACUGUUUAUUUUCAUGAUGAAUAAAUUACAGAUAGAUUUAUGACUGGUUAAAAUGUUCUUCAAAGGGUAUUACUUUUUUGUUCAGCCUUUAAGUGCAGCAAUUAUUUUGACACUGAUAGUGAAAUGACCAAACCACUCAAUUUAAAGACCAUACUGGGAUGCUGGAAUGGGUCAGUUUGAUGUGUUUGGGAGUGUAUUUAAUGAUGUGAUUUUCUGAUAUAUAACGUAAGAAUGACUUGCUGAUGUCAAGCACAUGACAAUACAUUUUGUUCCAACUUAUUUGUCAUUUAUCUUUAUAAUAUAAAAUAAACAGAGAACACCAAAGAA
Acanthochromis polyacanthus (spiny chromis) is the source of this 2948-nucleotide messenger RNA. RefSeq names its product von Hippel-Lindau tumor suppressor (gene vhl). NCBI's taxonomy places the organism in Eukaryota, Metazoa, Chordata, Actinopteri, Pomacentridae. The transcript has 3 exons. The record is from RefSeq and is a predicted model, not a curated record. The coding region runs from base 258 to 761 and encodes 167 amino acids.